Messenger RNA from Magnolia sinica, 2380 nucleotides. Its product is annotated as zinc finger protein STOP1 homolog. The coding region runs from base 693 to 2180 and encodes 495 amino acids. Gene Ontology annotation, biological process: response to aluminum ion; response to acidic pH. The record is from RefSeq and is a predicted model, not a curated record. The transcript has a single exon. NCBI's taxonomy places the organism in Eukaryota, Viridiplantae, Streptophyta, Magnoliopsida, Magnoliales, Magnoliaceae.
CUCUUCUUUUCUUUUCUAUAUUUUUCUCAAAGAAGGAAAGAAAGGCAAAUGCUCCUUUGUCUCUGUAAGUCUUCGUCUUCUCUUCUCUGCUUUUUGACAUUUUGAUGGUGAAUGCUGGAGAAGGAAAAUUUGUGAAGAGAACCUAUGUCAGAAAUGUGGUGAUCUUUUUAGAUUGCAUUUGAUCUUUUGGCUUUUGGGUAUUGAGUUACUGAAGCUUUUGGGUUGUUUUUUUCCGUUAAAAUUGGAAUUUUGAAUUGAAAGAUUGGAUCUUGAGGGUUAUUUUAGACUGGGAGAUGGUUUUUUUUUGGGGUGAUUUUGGAGUGAAAUUUCAGAUUUGGGGGUUGUUUUUGGAGGGAAAGGUGGGACUUUAGGGGUGUUUUUGGAGUGAAAGGUGGGAUUUUGGGGGUGAUUCUUUUCAAAUGAACGUAGGAUGUCAGGGUGAUUUUUUGGUGAAAAAAGAGGGUUUUAGGGAGAUCUUAAAGUAGAAGAUUAGAAAAAAAAUUUGUUGAAUUUUUUAACUUUGUGUGAGAAAGAUUGCAUCUUGGGGUGAAAGAUUGCAACUUGGGGUGUUUGGAGUGAAAGAUGGGAUUUUGGGGUGAUUUAGCAUAGGAGAGGGUUUUGGGGAUGAUUUUUGAGUAAAAAGAUUCUGGGAUUUCAUAUAUUUUUUUCUUUGCCUUCGAUUAGCAUUAGAAAUGGAUCUCAAACAGAAACAAUCAUCUGAAACUUCAAGAAAAUCUUCUUCCACAAAUGACCCGGUGAAAAAUUUCAUGACGGAUCAACAGUUCACACAUUUCGAUCCACAGCAAAAAUGGGACGCUUCCCUUGAUGUAGGCUAUGGUCAACCGUAUAAUGAAUUCCACUCACCUUCGGAAUCGCCACCCACUCGUUCGUAUAAUCCCAGCAGUGAGAUCAAACAGUCAGAAGAGUUGGAUCCGACAGAUUGUCUACUUCACAAUACCCUUAAUGACUGGGACCUGCGGACCACCUUAAACAAUCUUUCUUUCCUUGAACAAAAGAUCCACCAUCUAAAGGAUACAGUCCAUUCGUUCAUCAGCCAAGAUGGUAGGUUUUCAGGGCGAUUGAAUGAACAGGCGGCUCAGCAGCAGCUUCUGAAUGCUGAUAUGACUUCUAUCAUAAUUCAGCUGAUCUCAACUGCUGGUACUCUUCUUCCGUCUUCAAAGAAGAUGCCCUUAGCAAUGAAUCCUCCUGUUGGGCCAUUUGGCAGUGUCUUUGAAUCUCCCACUAGCUUAGGCGCAAAUGUCAGUUUGCAACCAAAUGAAAGUAUGGCAAUAGGAGGAAGCAGCGAUUUGGGUUAUGAUGAUCGGAUCAAAGGGAUGCACGGGAGCAGGCAGAAUUAUGUUGAUCAAUCUGAGCCGUCCAUUUUCACAGUUGAAGGGUCUGAACAUCUUGGUGUUGAAGAAAAUGAUACAAAGGACUAUGAAGAUGCUGCUGACGGGGAGAACCUCCCCCCAGGUUCAUAUGAAGUAUUGCAGCUCGAAAAAGAGGAAAUCCUAGCACCACAUACCCACUUCUGUUCGAUCUGUGGGAAGGGGUUUAAGCGGGAUGCAAACCUACGGAUGCACAUGCGAGGUCAUGGCGACGAGUACAAGACCCCAGCUGCCCUUGCAAAGCCUAUGAAGGAAUUGAAUGCGGAGCCCACGCUUAUAAAGCGGUACUCAUGUCCCUACAUGGGUUGCAAACGCAACAAGGAGCACAAGAAAUUUCAGCCAUUAAAGACGAUCCUUUGCGUGAAAAAUCAUUACAAGAGGACCCAUUGCGACAAGAGCUAUACGUGUAGCAGAUGCAACUGCAAGAAGUUCUCUGUUAUCGCAGAUUUGAAAACUCAUGAGAAACACUGUGGGCGUGACAAAUGGCUGUGUUCCUGUGGCACAACCUUCUCCAGAAAAGACAAGCUGUUCGGACAUGUCGCGCUAUUCCAAGGCCAUACCCCGGUCCUUCCCAUGGACGAAAUCAAAGGGUCAGGAGCAUCUGAUCAUGGGCAAAACGAUGAAGCACCAGCUAGGAUUGGAAGCAAGGGAUUCAACUUCAGCUCGAGUAGUUCUGGCAGUAUUCCUGCUCUAAACAUAAAAAUUGAUGAUGAUCAUGGUUACUUCUCGGCAAUGAACUUUGAGGCGUGCAACUUUGGCGGAAUCAAUGACUUUACUCGAAGAGAAUUCUAAGUUGGUGAGGGUUCUUCUCUUUCAUCCCUCCUGUGUCCAGUAAUUUCGUGCAGAAACAUGGUAGGAAUUCGAGCUCUGAUGUGCUGUAAUUUCUUAUGUUGGUAUCAAUGGAUCUUAUUCGGUUAAUGCUCUUGUUCAAUGUGCUUGUGUGUUGUGGGCCAGUCUUUCUUAUUCAAUAAUCAUAAAUCAAUCUUAUUUCA